This is a messenger RNA of Meyerozyma guilliermondii ATCC 6260, 468 nucleotides long. It is a transcript of the gene HPA2, whose product is annotated as D-amino-acid N-acetyltransferase. Lineage: Eukaryota; Fungi; Ascomycota; Pichiomycetes; Serinales; Debaryomycetaceae. Gene Ontology annotation, cellular component: cytoplasm. Gene Ontology annotation, molecular function: N-acetyltransferase activity. Gene Ontology annotation, biological process: protein acetylation. The coding region runs from base 1 to 468 and encodes 155 amino acids. The transcript has a single exon. The record is from RefSeq and is a predicted model, not a curated record.
AUGUCAGUGACAAUCAGACCAAUUACAAAAGACGACAAGGAAGCGUGGCUAGAAUUGUGGAGAGGAGAAGACUCUUAUUUAGUAUUUUACAAGGCCAUGGACAAGGUUUCCAAAGAUGUGUCGGAGGUGACAUUCUCGAGAUUUUUGGACGAAAACGAGCCUGUGUACUCAAUUGUUGCCGUGGACGAUUCCACCGGAGAAUUGAUUGGUUUUCUCAAUUAUUUGACUCAUAGGAACACUUGGACGGUGGAAAAUGCCCUCUAUUUAAAUGACUUAUUUGUGUCUUCCAAGUGCAGGCUCAAGGGAACAGGGCGCAAAUUGAUGGAAUAUGGCUUCAGCGAGGCCGAUAGACUCAAUUGCAAAAAGUGUUACUGGAGCACUCAAUUUGAGAAUCAUCGUGCUCAAUUGUUGUAUACCAAAAUCGGAGUCAAAUCUGGUUUUCUUCUUUAUCAGCGGCCGCCACAAUGA